Puccinia graminis f. sp. tritici CRL 75-36-700-3 is the source of this 528-nucleotide messenger RNA. RefSeq lists its product as uncharacterized. The coding region runs from base 1 to 528 and encodes 175 amino acids. The record is from RefSeq and is a predicted model, not a curated record. Lineage: Eukaryota; Fungi; Basidiomycota; Pucciniomycetes; Pucciniales; Pucciniaceae. The transcript has a single exon.
AUGGACAAGAGAGCUUUGGAGCAUGAGUCUGAGGAGCUCAUGAGGAACAAGCGCGGCGAUCCUCGUCGAGGCUCACGCUUGCGCUCGGAGAGCAACACUCCCGUCGGCCAGAAGCCGCUUCCCAAGCCCGGCCUGCCCCUGCCGAUGCGUCGGGGACCCGGGCCGGGUCGAUCAGCUCGAGCCGAGCCGGAGCCUUCGUCGACGGAAGAAGAAAGCAGCGGGUCAGAGAGCAUCGAAGUCAUUGAGCCGCCUCGGCAGGAAGGCGCUUCUGGAGCAAUCCCACGGCGGAAGACGGACGCUCUGCUCUCAGACCCGAGGGCCUCCAGCCUCAGGAGAACAGAGCUCGGACAGAAACCCGAAAAUAACUAUGCCUCGCCACAUCCUUCCCCCACUCUCAUCCCCACCAGAUCUCCUAAAACUGUCUUCUUCAAGUUCGACCUCCACUCUCUUUCCGUCAACCGUUGUCGUGUCCUUCGUCAUGUCUUGGAGGAACAAGUGAGUGCAACAAAGAUUUGGGAGGAGGCGUAA